AUGGAAUCAGCUUGGGAUCAAGAAAAAAAUUUCAGACCAUCCUAUAUUGUUAGUGUUGAACUACCUCAAAGAACGGGACCAGUAAAUGUGGAAGAUAUUAAAGCAGAUCUGUCUGAUGAAUUUUCUUUGGUUUCUUCAAGCUCAGACAUAAGCCAGAGAAGCAGUUUGGAGUCUAAGGGACAUAUUCAAGUUUGUCUUCGUGUUAGACCAUUCACCUCACUAGAAAAAGAAAAUGAAUAUCAGGAUUGUGUUUCACUUGAGGACUCAACCAGCAUCGUACUGAAACCCCCCAAAAACUCUUUGAGUCGGCUUAGUGAAAAGACUGCUGGACAGCUGAUACAGAAGUUCACUUUUUCGAGAGUGUUUGGACCUGAAACAACUCAAGAAGAGUUCUUUGAAGGUACUAUGAAGCAACCAGUGCAAGAUUUCCUAGAAGGAUAUAAUCGUCUUGUUUUUACAUAUGGUGUUACAAAUGCUGGGAAAACCUACACGUUUCAAGGUACAGAAGAUGAUGUUGGUAUUCUGCCAAGGACUAUGGAUAUGUUGUUCAAAAAUAUUCAAGGAAAACUAUACACAGCAAUGGAUCUCAAACCGCACCGGUGUAGAGAUUAUAUAAAGCUGACUAAAGACCAAGUGAGAGAAGAAACUGCUAUUAAAAAUUCAAUACUUCGUCUAACCAAAGAGGUAGACCAUCAAUAUAGCACUCAAAGCAAAGCACCACUUGAUUCUAAAGGUUUGAAAGAACUUGUAACAGAAUCGGAGGAAUCUAGCCCAAGUGGGGAGAAUUGCAUGAAAUUUUCUGUCUGGGUUUCAUUUUUCGAGAUUUACAAUGAAAGCUUUUAUGACUUACUGAUUCCAAUAUCAAAUGACAAGAAGAGAAAAACACUACGACUUGCACAAGAUGUCAAGGGAUGUUCUUACCUAAAAGAUCUGCAGUGGGUUCAGAUUUCUGAUUCUAAAGAAGCUUUUAGACUUCUAAAACUGGGCUUGAAACACCAGAGUAUUGCAAGCACGAAACUAAAUACUACUUCUAGCAGAAGUCACAGCAUAUUCACAAUUAAAGUACUAAAGAUUGAAGUUUUAGAAGCGCCACAAGUGACACGAGUCAAUGAAUUGUCACUUUGUGAUCUUGCGGGUUCAGAAAGAUGUACCAGGACACGGAAUGAAGGUGAUAGAUUGAAAGAGAGUGGAAAUAUCAACACCUCACUUCUGACUCUGGGCAAGUGUAUAAAUGCACUCAAGAAUAGUCAACAGUCCAAGUUGCAGCAGCACAUACCAUUUCGGGAAAGUAAACUAACUCAUUUCCUUCAAGGUUUCUUCAGUGGAAGAGGGAAGGUACACAUGAUAGUAAAUAUAAGCCAAUGUGCUUCAGCAUAUGAUGAAACGCUCAAUGUGCUGAAGUUCUCUGCCAUAGCACAGAAAGUUUUAGUUCUGGACAGUUCUAUUCUUCCCCAAGAUCAGUCAUUUGGUCAGAAAUCGGCAAGAGAUUCAUCACUUGGUGACACGAGAAUACCGAUAACAAGGAAAAGAGCUACAAUACUUUGGGACAGAAGCUUGGAAGAUCUGAUUGAAGGUGAUGAGAUGGAAGAACAGCAGAGUACAUCAGGAGAAGAGACAAUACAGAAAGAUGAAGAAAAAAUCGUUAUUGGAAAAGAAGAAUACAUGAAGCUGCUGAGCCUUAUAGAAGACCUGAAGAACAAACUUAUUGCUGAGAAGAAGGAAAAGCUAAUGCUGGAGCUAAAAAUUCGUGAAGAAGUGACACAAGAAUUUACUCAAUAUUUUGGACAGAGGGAAGUGGAUUUCAAAGAGCGCCUUUCUCGUGAACGGGAACGGCUUGAAGAGGAUUCUGAGAGACGCUUGGAAAUCUUUAAGGAACUUGUAAAUGGUUAUACUAAAAGCCUCGAUGAGGAAAAAUUACAGCAUCUCCCUUGCAAUGAGCAAGCUGGGUCUCCGCAAGGAGGGUGUAGCACUGUUCAAGACAGCUGCAGUGAUCUUGAGGUCAUUAUUGAUUCCCUGCAGAAGGAUGUCAUUGGUAUUAAAAAGCAAGCUGAAGCAGCACACAGGUACAUUGCCUCUAUAGAGGAUCCACAGGAGGCUAUAGGCUGGUUUGAAAAGCAGCUAGGAAAGACUACUGCUGAACUAACUGAGACUAAAGAAGAGCUGGCAAACAAAACUACUGAACUCAGAAAAACUGAAGAAGAGCUCUCACAGAAAAACAGAGAGUUAGAGAUGCAAAUGACUAAACUGGAAGAGUCUGCAGUGCAACUUAAAGAAGCAACUGAGAAAAUGAAUACCCAGAAUGAAAGAAUUCAAGAGCUAAUGGACAUUGUGGAGCAAAAAGAUGAUGUUAUUACAAGACUACAAGAUUUGAUAACUAACUUAGAAACAACUGUGAAAGAUUAUGACAGCACGGUAACUACGAUUAAAAGAAAACUGGUAGAGGAGAACUCUAAGAAAGUAACUGAAAGCUCCCAGCUCAAGAAAUGUGAGGAAACUGUGUUGGAAGUAGGAAAAAAACGUUGCUUUGAAAAUAAGCCUACUGUGGAAGAAGAGCCACCUACAAAGAAAGGAGCUAGUAAAGAAUGUUGGGAAGAUGAUGUGCUAGAGCAAGAGACAACUAAGUACAUGAAACAAAAUACUUCAGAAAGAAAUGCAGAAAUAGUAGCACUGAAGGGAAGAAUUGAAACAUUGGAAUCUCAGUUAGCUGCACUGGAAAAACAAUGUAGAAGAGAAAAGACUGAAAAAGAAGAACUUGUCAAACAGGUGGCAAACUUAGGCUUUGAUCUCUCUGCCUCUGAAGAAAGAGGAUCUGAUCUGAGGGAGGAACUUCAGCAGUGUCAAGCUAGCUAUCAAGAAAUUGUGUCUGAAUUGAGAAAGCAGAAAGCUAUAAAUGAGGAACAAGAGGAAAAGAUUAUUCUCUUACGUAAGGAAGUAGAAUGUGCCAACCAAAAUAUAAUUGAUAAAGUGUCACAAAUAAAAGCAAUGCAGUCCAAAAUAGAUGAUUUAUGUAAAUAUUGCUUAGAGUCUCAUUCUAUGGAUAUUGAUUUGGUUAAUCUAAAGGAUGACUUGCAAUCUGAAAAGGAUGAAUCGGAGAGAUCUCAAGUUGGUCCUUUAGACGUGCAAUCCCGAGCAGCUUCUACAGAAGACUUGAGACGGGACAGCUCCUUUCAUUGCAGCAUUGAAGGCAUUUGGGAAGAAUGCAAAAAAAUUAUUAAGGCUUCCUCACAGAAGAGUCAACAAAUUCAAGAACUACUUCAACAAGUUGAAAACUUAAACAAGGGUCUUGCUGACAGUGAAAACGAUAAAAAUCAACUAAAAAUAAAAUUAAGCGAGUUUACAAAUCAAGCUAGUCUGUCCAUAAAGGAAGAAGCUCUUGUUGAUCAAUUGCAAGAACAAAUCCGAAAGAAAAACGAGGAUUCUGAAAAACAGGCUGCUGAACAUUAUAGAGCAAUUGCACAGUUUGAAGAGGAAGCUUCCAGGUACAAAGAAAAAAUAAACGAGCUAGAAUGUCUUUUGGAGGCUUUUAGAAGCAAAGAUGACGACAAGGCAAAGUUAGAGCAAGUACUUAAGGAAAAAGAAUCUAUUAUUUUAAAUCUAGAAAAUACUACAGUAGUCCUGCAAGAGGAAUGUGCUAAUUCAGAAAAGAAGUUGAAAGAACUAACUGAUCAGGAAAUAAAUCUGAAGGAUCAGGUUGUGCAGUUGAAGAACAACUUGGAGGAGAUGAAACAUUCUCUUCAGGAAAAAGAGACAAAUGAUAAAGAGAAGGCACAAUCCAUUGAACUCCUGAGUAAAGAGCUCUCUGAGAGUUCUGCCCUCAUACAGAGUCUGAAAAAAGAUCUCCAGAGGAAAGAUGAAGAGUAUACAGAUUUGAAAGAGAAAUUUUCUGAUGCCAAGAAACAAAUCCAGCAAGUACAAAAGGAGGUGUGCACAAUGCGUUCAGAGGAGAAAUCCCUGCGGAACCAAGUUAAUGAACUUGAAAAAAAUAAAAAACAGCUUGGUGAAGAGCUGGAUAUCAAACAGCGCACAAUCCAGCAACUUAAAAAGGAGCUGCCAAAUAAUAAGUUGGAAGAACUCUCCGGACAGAAUGAGAAGCUACGUAAAGAUCUGUGUACAAAAGAAAAAAUAAUUGAAGAUAUGCGGAUGACCCUAGAAGAACAAGAACAAACUCAGACUGAACAAGAGCAAGUGCUUGAAGCUAAAUUAGAAGAGACUAACAGAUUAGUUUCAGAAUUGGAAGAAUGGAAGCAAAAAUAUAGAGAGCUGAUGUGCCAGAACAAUAGCGAUGAGCUGAAGAAGGUAUAUAAAGAAGAGAAAAGUAUAAAUGCAAAUAUGGAGGAAUCCAAGCUACAAGAAAAACUGAAGGAGUAUGAGGAAAAGUAUCAAACUGACAGAAAGAAGUGGCUUGAGGAAAAAAUGGGACUCAUAAGUCAAGUAAAAGAAGCUGAAAAUCAUCGCAACAGAGAAAUGAGAAAAUUUGCUGAAGACCGAGAAUGUCAUGUAAAGCAACAAGCAGAAAUUGAAAGACUUAAUGCACAGCUGGUAGAAAAGGACAGCAACCUUCAAAAAUGGCGUGAAGAAAGAGAUAAAUUAGUAGAAGCUUUGGAAGUACAGCUCAGGACUCUAGCUUCUAGCAUCACUCAAAAGGAUAAAGAAAUAGCAGAACUGAAACAGGCUACAUUAAAGGAUUCAAGAAAGGAGAAUGAGACUGUGGUAGAGGAACUAAGAAAGGAGUUGGCAGACAAAGAUGACAUAAAAGAUUUAAAACAAAGUCUUCACCAAGAUGACCUUCAGUCUUUAGCAGAAGUACCAUCACCCAAAAAUGAACAAAAUACGAUGGAUCAGUCUACAUGCAACAAAGAGGGCCAUUCAGACAUUGUCCUAGAUUCUUCUGAAGUGUCCACAGAAAACGGAAGAACUAGUCGGUUCCCAAAGCCAGAGAUGGAAAUCCAGUUCACACCUCUGCAACCCAACAAGAUAGAGGUGAAGCAUCAGGGCAGCACCUUGCCAGUAACAGUGAAAAUGCUCAAACCAAGAAGGAAAAGGAAGAGUGAAGAGAUGGAUGAGGACUUUGUGAAAAACGAAAACAAGAAAAAUGCGAAAUCUAUCCCUUCUACAAGCAACAAAAAAAUGAUGCCUACCACAAAUUCAUUUAAAAAAGAAUACUCAUUAAGAAAGCAAGAAUCUGCUUCAAGUACAAAGUCAGUUAGAAAGGAGGGAACCCUACAAAAAAUUGGAGACUUUUUUCAAGGUUCGCCUACUAUUAUUCAUUCUAAAGCAAAGAAAUUGAUUGCGACGAUAAGCUCUCCUAAGUCUACCGAACCCCAAAGUCUCAAAGAAAAUGAAAUCAAGUCGAAACGAGCCAAGAGAAAGCUGUAUUCAACUGACGUUUCUGGACCUCUAGAUAUCCCUGCUUCUUCAAUUUUUAUAGAACAGAAAGAAAAGGAAAGCGACCACCUAAUCAUCAAGCGACGCCUACGAUCAAAAAGGACUAAAUAA
Tinamus guttatus (white-throated tinamou) is the source of this 5496-nucleotide messenger RNA. NCBI's taxonomy places the organism in Eukaryota, Metazoa, Chordata, Aves, Tinamiformes, Tinamidae. The record is from RefSeq and is a predicted model, not a curated record.